AUGACCAGCAUCUACUCGCAAACAGGGAUCAUCGAAGAAAAUCUGGGCAACAGCGAGAGACAGGUCGGUGCCUGUGACAUGAACCCAGAAACGGCAAAACUGGCCGCCCAGUGGAUGCAAUCCCGAAACCACACGUUCCAGACACAUCUCCUGAAACCUGGCGGAAUCGCGCUGCGCUUCAUUCCCGGAAGAGCGGUGCAAAACGGUUCGGUACUGUACGGUCACAUUCACUGCCCAGACAAGCUGAUGGACAACCGAGAGGUGGGCUUGAACGACCGUUCGCUGUGUCCGUGGUACUGGAAAGCCAACUACGAUCCGUACCGAUUCCCGAGUAUGCUUCCGGAAGCGCUGUGUCGAUGCAGCAAAGCCGUACUGCCAAACAGUUUCUCGUACGAGUGCGAGGUGAUCACGUACCAAGUGAAAGUGUUGAGAUUCGACCGCAGCUGUCUGUUCUACAAAACUGACUUCGAGGAACUAGCCGUCGCCUGCGUCCCAGUGCUUGAAUCGGUGGCGCGAAACUUCGCCAACCCACAGAUACUUCAGAGCUUGAUACAGCCUUUCGACUACUGA
Messenger RNA from Soboliphyme baturini, 570 nucleotides. The record is from the annotation of a GenBank genome assembly. Lineage: Eukaryota; Metazoa; Nematoda; Enoplea; Dioctophymatida; Soboliphymatidae.